AUGAAGUUCACCAGCGCAAUCCUUGUUCUCAGUGUCGCGGCACUCAGCAGCGCCCGCGUCCUUUACGUGCGCCAGGCCAACUCGCAAUCCUUCACCGGCGCUCUCGGUGGCAUUAAAGCAACUCCUAUCGUCGACUCGGGCAACGAGGACCGACCGUUCCAGGUCAAGGAUGCUACAUUUGUGAACAUUGGGGCUGCACUGCAGCGCUCGUGCGAUCAGCAGUUCAAUGCAUGUGCCAAUGCUGCGAAUGGAGGGACUGGAGACUUCUCUACCCAGGAGUGCCAGGCACAGAAAGAUGAGUGCUCGGCGGCAGGUGCUGCUAACUAG
Cucurbitaria berberidis CBS 394.84 is the source of this 327-nucleotide messenger RNA. RefSeq lists its product as uncharacterized. The record is from RefSeq and is a predicted model, not a curated record. The transcript has 2 exons. Bases 1 to 327 code for a protein of 108 amino acids. NCBI's taxonomy places the organism in Eukaryota, Fungi, Ascomycota, Dothideomycetes, Pleosporales, Cucurbitariaceae.